Arachis stenosperma is the source of this 1498-nucleotide messenger RNA. RefSeq lists its product as uncharacterized. Lineage: Eukaryota; Viridiplantae; Streptophyta; Magnoliopsida; Fabales; Fabaceae. The transcript has a single exon. The coding region runs from base 229 to 1374 and encodes 381 amino acids. The record is from RefSeq and is a predicted model, not a curated record.
GGAGAGGGAGAGGGAGAGGGAUGGAACUCGGAAAAGUUGAAACCUGCUUAGAAGAAUAUGCUGCGGUGUUAGUUUGUUACGAGAGGAAAAGUCUUCUUUGCCCCUGAUACCAGAUUCGUAACCGUAAGACCCAAACUCACCAGCCUCAUCAUCUUUCUCAGUUUCUCUCUCCAACGGCACGGUGGUUGUGGUUCACCGUUAACUCUUUUGGUCUCAGCUCAGUCAACCAUGAAGCUGUCCCUCAAGUUUCAGGGUCAAGAUGAAAACCACCACCACAUGACGGCCAAGUUACCCAUCACCAUCUUCAACCACCCAUUCCUUUCUACCAUCACCGCCUCCUCCUCCGCAACCGCCUCGGGUUCCGACUUUUGCUUCUCGCUCUCCACCAACUUCCCGUCAGGCCCGUCCCUCAAGGUCUCUUACUUCCCCACCGCCACCUCCACCGCCACGGCUUCCCUCCCGUUCUCUCUUUCCCUGAAAUCCGGGUUGGGGCUGAUGGGGUGCCCUCGCCACUCCCCUCUGGUGUUCUCUGCCAGCUUCACCCUCUCCCCUUCCUACGCCCCUCUUCCCUCUUUCUUCCUCCACCUCAAGCCCCAAUUCGGUCAUUUCUCCCUCAACAAAACCGUCUUCUCCGAUGCUAUUCCCCCUCCCGAACCUACCAAACCCUAUUUCGCCACUGCUUCCCUCGAUCGUAAUGGUUCUUCUUCCGGUUGGCAAGAGAUGAAACUGGAGCCUUUUGGUGCCAGAGACAACAACAACCACAAUGAUCGUAUUAAUGAUACCCCUGGAACUGUGUUUGUUCCUGAGAGUGAGAAGAGGAACAACAGAAACGGUGAACGACGCGGCGUUUCAGCUGGUGUUGCGGUUAUGGCUAGGACAGUGGUGCCUGUGACGAAGGGGCUUCUGUUGAAUAUGCGUUGGGGAGUGAACUUCCCGGAGGAUUGGGGGUUGAAGAUGCCGUAUUUGACAGUAAACAAGAUUGGGUUAGAGAGGGUUGUUGAGGAAGCUAAGCAAGAGAAUGAAUAUAAUAAGAAGGGAAGGGAUUUGCAGAUGCUGAAGGGAAUGUGUUUGUGGAUGAAGAAGGACUUGGAGGAUGCAGAGAAGGAGAAUAGGGAGAUGAAGCAGUUGUUGGAUGAGAUCAGAGUUAGAAGCAAUGGUGGUGGUAACGGUGGGAGGAAGGUGUCGCAUUCGCAGCAUUCGAGUGCAGGGUCUAGCGAGUUUGAACGUUGGAGAAGCAAGAAGAGUGUUAGAGAAGCUAACGAGAAGAAAGAAGCGCCAUCACCACCACCACCAAAACAGAGUGUAGCGAGUGAUGUGGAAUCUGAAUUGCAGAAAGCCAUACAAGCAGCCGCCGCAGCUGCUGCUUCCUCUUAGCAAGAAGGAGGUCAUUUACUCAUUUUUAUUCUGAAUUUGCAGUGCUUUCAAUGUACAUAAAUUCUGAGCUUCUGUUUCUUAUUUGAUAUCAACAAUUGAUAAAAUGGUACUACUUCUAUAUGAA